Molecule: messenger RNA, 714 nt
Organism: Adineta ricciae
Lineage: Eukaryota; Metazoa; Rotifera; Eurotatoria; Adinetida; Adinetidae
Source: the annotation of a GenBank genome assembly
AUGAUACCAUUGUUAAUUUUCACUAUUGCCACUAUCUGGACUCAACAAUCCAAUGCAGCAAUCACUGCUGAUCAAUUGAAAGCGAUUAUGCCUCGUUGCAAGCAUCCCGAAUAUUUGAAGAAUAUCAACGAUGCUCUUGUUGAAGGUGCAAUCAAUACUUGUCACCGUCAAGCUGCCUUUUUAGCUCAAUUAGCACACGAAUCCGGCCAAUUAGUCUACAUGGAAGAGAUCGCAUCAGGUGCAGCAUAUGAAGGGCGUCAAGAUUUAGGCAAUACACAGCCUGGUGACGGAAAACGAUUCAAAGGUCGUGGUCCCAUUCAACUUACUGGUCGAGCCAACUAUGCAGCCGCUGGUAAAGCUUUAGGUCUUGAUCUUGUUGGCAAUCCUGACUUGGUCAAAACCCCUACAGUCGGUUUCCGUACAAGUGUGUGGUUUUGGACAACAAAGAAACUCAAUGCUCUCGCUGAUCAAGGUACAUUGGAAUCGUUCCGUAUGAUUACAAAGAAAAUCAACGGUGGAACCAAUGGACAAGCUGAUCGAGAAGAAUAUUGGGGAAAAGCAAAGGGCGUCUUGGGUUGCGGUCCAGCUAUUGCCACCGCACCAAAAUGUACAGCCAAUGGUGCCACAGGUGUUUGCAUAUCAACGUCCGCAUGUAAAGGUCGAUCAGUUGCUGGCUUUUGCGCUGGUCCAAAAGAUAUUCAAUGCUGUGUUUAA